Molecule: messenger RNA, 1098 nt
Organism: Colletotrichum karsti
Lineage: Eukaryota; Fungi; Ascomycota; Sordariomycetes; Glomerellales; Glomerellaceae
Product: aldo/keto reductase
Exons: 6
Coding region: 1-1098 (365 amino acids)
Molecular function (GO): oxidoreductase activity
Source: RefSeq, a predicted model, not a curated record
AUGUCCGCCCUACCUAUGGCAGCACCUCCCAAGACCCCUUUGGGUCGAUACCGCAUACUCUCUCCCACGGCUUCCGUUCGUGUGAGCCCGCUGUGCCUCGGCGCCAUGAACUUUGGCGACGCUUGGCAAGGUUACAUGGGAACAUGCGAUCAAAAGACCGUCGACGGUAUUCUCGACUUUUUCCACGAGCAGGGCGGUAACUUCAUCGACACCGCCAACAAUUAUCAAUUCGAAGAGUCCGAAGCCUGGAUCGUCAUCGCGACCAAGUACACCACCAACUUCAAGGCCGGACCGAAGGCCCCUAAUAUCAUGGCGAACUUCACCGGAAACGGCAGCAAAAGUCUGCAUACCUCUGUUGAGGCCAGUCUUCAGAAGUUGCAGACUGACUACAUCGACCUACUCUAUGUGCACUGGUGGGACUAUUCUACUUCGAUUCCUGAGUUGAUGCAAUCUCUCAACCACCUUGUUGUCACUGGCAAAGUUCUCUACUUGGGCAUCAGCGACACUCCUGCGUGGAUUGUCAGCAAGGCGAACGAGUAUGCCAGGAACCAUGGGCUCCGCCAAUUCUCCGUCUACCAGGGCCGUUGGUCUGCUGCUUCUCGCGACUUCGAGCGGGAGAUCAUUCCGAUGACCAAGGCUGAGGGCAUGGGCUUAGCUCCCUGGGGUGCUUUGGGCGGCGGCGCUUUCAAGACGGAAGAGCAACGCAAGUCCCAGGAGGGCCGCAAGGUUCAGGCCAGUGAGGCGCAGAUCAAGAUCAGCCAGGUCCUGGAGAAGAUUGCCAACCGCAAGAACACCAUCAUCACCAGCGUCGCUCUUGCAUAUGUCAUGCACAAGACACCUUAUGUCUUCCCGAUCGUUGGUGGACGCACCGUCGACCACUUGAAACAGAACAUCGAGGCCCUUGCCCUCCACUUGACCGAUGAGGACAUUGAGGAGAUUGAAGGAGCUGUGCCAUUCGACAUGGGAUUUCCUCACAACUUCUUGUGGGGCGAAAAGAUCCCAUCGAAUCCUAGUGAAGUCUGGCUUCUGAAUAUGGGUGGAACAUUCGACUACGUCCCUGAGCCCAAGGCCAUUGCGCCAAAAGAAGGCGGACACUAG